Messenger RNA from Bipolaris victoriae FI3, 402 nucleotides. RefSeq lists its product as hypothetical. NCBI's taxonomy places the organism in Eukaryota, Fungi, Ascomycota, Dothideomycetes, Pleosporales, Pleosporaceae. The record is from RefSeq and is a predicted model, not a curated record. The transcript has 2 exons. The coding region runs from base 1 to 402 and encodes 133 amino acids.
AUGCAUACAAGAGGGUAUUCCAUAUUAUACCCGCACACCUACACACGCACGUACACAUGUUCAGUAAACAUGGGUUGCCGGCGACCGAGAAGGGAAACCCAUGGGACUCGCCAAAUCAGGAAGGCGCGUAAUGACAGUGUUGUGGUUGAUGCGUUAUCUUGCCUUCUCAUACACCGAGGCGCUGCAUAUUCGCCUGUCUAUCCUGCAGAUAGAUUAAAAUGCUCGCCGAGAAUACGUAUGCCAACCAUCGGUAUGCGAAUAUCGGCCACGGUUGGCGAGUCCUCGGCGCCGUGGAGCAUGCAGCAAACAGACAGACGGACAGAGAUGACGAGGAAUGCAUGCUCGCAGUAUGACGGAACCCGCCGAUGGGGAAAUCAAAGUGCGGCUUGUUACUCUGUGUAA